AUGCGGGCUUCCCUUCCAAGCUCCCCCUCCCGCCGUGGCCGAAGCCGCGGCCUCGACGCUGACGACGCCCGCUCGCGCCGCAACGAGAACAAGAUCGAGCUCCGCAAGGCAAAGAAGGACGAGACGCUCGCCAAGAGACGCUUUGCUCAGCCCGCCGAUGCCGCAGCCGAGGAGCCCACUGACCCCGCAGCCGCCGCAGCUGACGCGGUCGCCAACGCCUGCUGCCGGCGGAGGCUCCACAGCAAAACCGCCGGGAAGGCAGUGACUCAAAGAGGCGGUGGACUGUCGGCUGCGAGGACGGUCGCAUUUGCGCGAGGCGAGGCGAGCAUUGCUGCGCGUUGCAUGCGCCAUGCCUCGCGCCAGCGCGUGCGGGAGCUCCUGGCUUAG
Molecule: messenger RNA, 387 nt
Organism: Emiliania huxleyi CCMP1516
Lineage: Eukaryota; Haptophyta; Isochrysidales; Noelaerhabdaceae
Exons: 3
Coding region: 1-387 (128 amino acids)
Biological process (GO): protein import into nucleus
Molecular function (GO): nuclear import signal receptor activity
Source: RefSeq, a predicted model, not a curated record